Molecule: messenger RNA, 2237 nt
Organism: Hibiscus syriacus
Lineage: Eukaryota; Viridiplantae; Streptophyta; Magnoliopsida; Malvales; Malvaceae
Product: subtilisin-like protease SBT4.14
Exons: 10
Coding region: 1-2220 (739 amino acids)
Biological process (GO): proteolysis
Molecular function (GO): serine-type endopeptidase activity
Source: RefSeq, a predicted model, not a curated record
AUGGCAAAAGCCCAUCAACUUCUUCUCCUCCUCCUCCUCCUGGUUACUGUUUCAUCAUCAUCAGAAGAAACAAAGAACUUUUACAUUGUUUACGUGGGAGAUGGUCCUUUGAGCAAAGGCUCCGCAGUUCGUAAGCACUUGAGCCUUCUCUCCUCUGUCAAGCCUAGUGAACAUAAUGCUAAAGACUCCAUGGUUUAUAGCUACACGAAGAGCUUCAAUGCCUUUGCUGCAAAGCUAUCCAAAGAUGAAGCUCAAAAGUUAAUGGAACUGGAUGAAGUGGUUUCUGUGUUUCCAAAUCGAUAUCACAAGCUACACACAACAAAAUCAUGGGACUUCAUUGGAUUUCCUCAAACAGCUAAAAGACAUUUGAAGCUUGAGAGAGACGUAAUUGUGGGUCUGCUUGAUACAGGGAUCACUCCACAGUCAGACAGCUUCAAGGAUGAUGGAUUUGGUCCUCCACCCCAUAAAUGGAAAGGAACAUGCCACCAUUUUCGAAAUUUCUCGGGAUGCAACAACAAGGUUGUAGGGGCAAAGUACUUCAAGCUCGACGGCAACCCUGACCCAGCGGACAUUCUAUCGCCGGUAGACGUGGAUGGCCACGGCACACACACAUCAUCCACGUUAGCAGGCAACCUUGUCCCGAACGCCAGCCUUUAUGGGCUAGCCAAUGGCACAGCUCGUGGUGCGGUCCCAUCGGCUAGGAUAGCCACAUACAAAGUGUGCUGGGUCAGCUCGGGAUGUGCCGAUAUGGACAUCCUCGCCGCAAUGGAUGAUGCUAUAAGUGACGGUGUCGAUGUUAUAUCGAUAUCCAUAGGCGGAGCGACCGAGGAUUUCGCCACGGAUUCUAUAUCAGUUGGUGCAUUCCAUGCCUUGAAGAAGGGAAUUAUCACGGUAGCUUCUGGUGGUAAUGAAGGUCCGAGCUUGGGCUCUGUGUCUAACUAUUCCCCAUGGCUUCUUACCGUGGCAGCCAGCGGGAUCAAUAGACAGUUUAGAAGUGCAGUCAAGUUGGGAAAUGGGAAAAGUUUAUUGGGAAUUGGAAUUAACACGUUUGGAUCAAAGGAAACAUUUUACCCCAUUGUCAGUGGGGCUGAUGUUGCCAUCAAUGCAGAAAGCAAGGAAUUAGCAAGGUUCUGUUAUGACAACACAUUGAACCCUGCGAAGGUAAAAGGAAGGAUUGUUUACUGCUUGCUAGGCGAGUUGGGUGCUGAUUCUAUCGUUAAAGGAAUCGGAGGAGUCGGCAUUGUACUCGAAAGCGAGAAAUACCUUGAUACUGCUCUAAUUUUUAUGGCACCAGCCACCAUGGUGAACAUGACUGUUGGAGAAACUGUAGAUAAAUAUAUACAUUCCACCGGAUCACCUUCAGCAGUGAUAUACAAGUCACAUGAAGUUAAAGUUUCAGCUCCAUUUGUUGCUUCAUUUUCAUCUAGGGGUCCAAACGCAGGCUCGCAACAUGUUCUCAAGCCUGAUAUUGCAGCCCCUGGUGUGGACAUCUUGGCAGCCUACACUCUUAUGAACUCACUCACUGGGUUAAAAGGGGACAACCAGCAUUCAAAGUUCACUCUCAUGUCCGGUACAUCCAUGGCCGCCCCGCAUGUUGCCGGUGUAGCUGCCUAUGUGAAAUCAUUUCACCCUACAUGGACACCGGCCGCAAUCAAAUCUGCAAUCAUGACCACAGCAAAACCGAUGAGCCCGAGGGUGAACAAGGAUGCCGAAUUCGCCUAUGGUGCUGGCCAAUUAAAUCCUACCAGAGCCAUAAACCCUGGACUCAUCUACGACAUGGACGAGAUGACUUACAUACAGUUCCUAUGUCAUGAAGGCUACAGUGGACCAUCUAUAGCUCAUUUAAUAGGCAAAAAGUCCGUAAACUGUUCAUCGAUGCUUCCGGGGUUCGGAUACGAUGCCCUUAACUACCCAUCGAUGCAGCUUAACAUGAUCAAGGGCAAACGGAAAACUGUAGGUGUUUUCACGAGAAGGGUAACCAAUGUAGGUCCUCCAUCUGUGUAUAAUUCCACCAUUAAAGCCCCCAAAGGAGUGGUAAUCACGGUUAACCCCAAAAGCCUCAUCUUCACUCGUAGCUUGCAGAAACGUAGUUUUAAGGUGGUGGUGACGGCAAAACCGGCGGCGAGCGCAGCAUUCACGGUGCUAUCAGCUUCGCUUGUUUGGAAAAGCACUGGCCACGCUGUGAGAAGUCCUAUUGUUAUUUACAGUCUCCAAGACUAAUAUCAGUAAUCGUCUAU